AUAAAUACUGGGUGAACCCGAACAUUCAUUACAGUUCAGUUUGGUACUUCCAGAAGACUCGAAUCAAGCUCUACAAUCAUGAAGCUCGUCAUCCUGUUCGCCCUGUUUGCUCUGGCCAUCGCCCAGGACAGUUAUCCAACCAAAUACGACAACAUCGAUGUGGAUGAGAUCCUUAGCUCAGAUCGUCUCUUCAAGAACUAUUUCAACUGCCUGAUGGACGCUGGACCAUGCACUCCGGAAGGCAAUGAGUUGAAGAAGUAUCUGCCGGAUGCCAUUGCAACGGGAUGUUCCAAGUGUAACGAGAAGCAACGCGAGGUGACGGCCAAGGUGGCCAAGUUCCUGAUCGAGCAGCGUCCCAAUGAGUGGAAUUCUCUGCGAGGAAAGUACGAUCCUGAUAACACUUUCGCCGAAAAGUACAAGGAUGAGGCGGCCAAGUUCGGAAUCAAACUGUGAGGUGUGAAUCAGCAGUAUCAUUUGCCCCACUUCAAGGAUGGUGCAGUUUGAACAUGUAUUCAAUGAGUGCUGCCUUCUAUAAUAUCACGAACACGAAUCAACUUCUUUAAAUACACUUUUUUGUUUAAAAAAACGACCU
Messenger RNA from Aedes albopictus (Asian tiger mosquito), 592 nucleotides. Its product is annotated as ejaculatory bulb-specific protein 3-like. The coding region runs from base 79 to 453 and encodes 124 amino acids. The record is from RefSeq and is a predicted model, not a curated record. The transcript has a single exon. NCBI's taxonomy places the organism in Eukaryota, Metazoa, Arthropoda, Insecta, Diptera, Culicidae.